AUGCAGCGCGGUGGAGGGGGGUCGGCGGGCGGCGGCGGCGCCGCGGCGGCGCCCGCGCCCGCGCUGGUGGCAGUGCCUCUGGAAGUGCCGGCGCGCGAGGACCACGCUCCACGCGCCUCCACGUUCGCCUCCGAGGAGCAGCUCGCGCCGCCAUCCCCCUCGCAACACAAAGACAACAUUCUUCCAAAUAUUUCCAAGAAAAUGAUCUUGCUUAUCAUGGCGGUGGCGCUGGCACUGGCGCUGACGGUGGCGCUGUGGCUGGCGCCGGAGCCGGCGGGCGGCGGGCGGGUUUUGGCCCUCUUCCAGCUCAACCACCACAGCCACUUCGCCAUGUUCGAGACGCUGAUGAAGGCGCUGGCCGCAAAGGGCCACCAGGUAGACGUGCUGAGCCACUUCCCGCAGAAGACGCCGCUGCCCAACUACCGGGACCUGAGCGUGAAGGGCGCCCUGCCCGACCCGCACAACACUGUGUCCGUGCAGAACGCGCUCUCCUACUCCAACUCGCUCGCCAGCCUCAACUUCUUCUGGGUGCAAAACCUGGAGAUGUGCGAAGAGGUGGGGAGCUACGUAGUGGGCGACCGCUCGACGGAGCAGCUGCUGCGCCGCCACUUCGGGCCGACUCUGCCGUCGCUGGCCGAGCUGCAGCGCAACGUCAGCCUGGUGCUGGUCAACAGCCACUUCAGCCUCAACCAGGCGCGCCCCUCCGUGCCCGCGCUCGUCGAGGUGGCCGGCAUGCACAUCGCCGAGCCACGCCCCCUCCCCGAGGACCUGCUUCGGUUCGUGGAGGGAGCGAAGGAGGGCGUGGUGUACAUGAGCUUCGGGUCGCUGGUGCGCUCGGAGACGCUGCCCGAGACCCGGCUGCGCUUCGUGGCCGAGGAGCUGGAGGCGCUUCCGCAGCGCGUCGUGUGGAAGCUGAACGCCACCGACCUGCCCUUCGCGCUGCCGCCCAACGUGUACGCGCGGCCCUGGCUGCCCCAGGCAGACAUUCUUGCUCACCCGAACGUGCGCCUGUUCAUCACGCACGGGGGCCUGAUGGGCACGCAGGAGGCCGUGCACUGGGGCGUGCCCAUGGUGGUGGUGCCCUUCUUCGGCGACCAGCAUCUCAACGCGCGCAACUACGUGCAGCGCGGCCUGGCCGUGCGCCUGGACAGCGCAGCCUUCACGCGGGAACAGCUUCGCGACGCGCUCCGCACGGUGCUCGGCGACUCCAGCUAUCGGGAGAACGCAAGGCGGCUGAGCGAGCAGUUCCGCGACCGGCCGCAGGCGCCGCUGGAGACGGCGGUGUGG
This is a messenger RNA of Gryllus bimaculatus (two-spotted cricket), 1287 nucleotides long. The record is from the annotation of a GenBank genome assembly. Lineage: Eukaryota; Metazoa; Arthropoda; Insecta; Orthoptera; Gryllidae.